AUGUCACAGGAGGCCAGCUGGUGCAGGGGACACUGGAAGACAGAUGAUCUGAGGGAGGCACAGAAGGAGCUUCUCCCUUCCCCGCACCCGGUGCGCAGCACACCUGUCUCGGCUUCUCGCUGCAUUCACAAGACUUUGAGAAUGAAACGACUCCUAGAUAAGAAACAAAAGCAAAAUCUUCCUGUUCCUCAAGGGAUUCUGAUGGAAAAGGGGAACAAAGUCAGGUACAACUCCAAGAGAAGAUCCUGGAAGAGAACAAGGCUGGGUCUGUAA
This is a messenger RNA of Arvicola amphibius (Eurasian water vole), 273 nucleotides long. Its product is annotated as 60S ribosomal protein L39-like. Bases 1 to 273 code for a protein of 90 amino acids. Gene Ontology annotation, molecular function: structural constituent of ribosome. Gene Ontology annotation, biological process: translation. NCBI's taxonomy places the organism in Eukaryota, Metazoa, Chordata, Mammalia, Rodentia, Cricetidae. Gene Ontology annotation, cellular component: cytosolic large ribosomal subunit; ribosome. The record is from RefSeq and is a predicted model, not a curated record. The transcript has 2 exons.